GUUAAGUUCAUAGGACGCAGGAAAGUUCUCUGCAGACAAAUGUUUGGCGCUCUCCAUGACCGAGUACACGUAGACAUCCCCGAGAACUGAGCUGCGGGCGCACGGAGGGCUGCACACUCGGAACAAACACAAGGAGACCGGAGAGGCGCUUCACUGAGGGGAAUAGGGGAACAGGAGAGGAAGGGAGAGAAACAGAGAGAGAGAGACUGAGAGAGAGAUCCACUCUCCCAGUUAAGGUCUUCAACGGAUCGCGUCUCGCAACUGCAGGACAAUGUCUAGCAAAGCGACUUUAGCCUUACUCAUCUAUGGAAUCAUAAUGCAUUACAGCGUCAACUGCUCACCUGUGGGGCUUAGCUUUCCAAGUGUUAGACUUGACAGUGAGGUUUAUGAUGAGGAUGGAAACUCCUUACCGUCCCUGGAUUACGACAGAGACCAAAUGGACGUGAGAAGCUCUCCGUCUGUCGCUGACGACGUCUACACUUUGUAUUACCCACCAGAGAAAAGAACGGAAAGGCAUGCAGACGGCAUGUUUAAUAAAGCCUACAGGAAAGCGCUGGGUCAGUUAUCAGCAAGGAAAUAUCUGCAUUCUCUGAUGGCAAAACGUGUAGGCGGGGGGAAAACGCUGGACGACAGCUCAGAGCCUCUGUCCAAGCGACACUCAGACGGGAUCUUCACAGACAGCUACAGCCGCUACCGGAAGCAAAUGGCAGUCAAGAAAUACCUGGCAGCAGUCCUUGGGAAAAGCCUUGAAGACAUAGGUUUUCACCCUAUCCUACAAGACAUAGACUUUGAUGCCCUCCCGGACGGGGAUGAGUUUGAGGCUUUUUUGGGAGACUGGCUGAAACAGUUCUCUCCCGAAUUUCCGGUGAGUUUCAGGCUCUUUCCUGAGGCCGUAAUCCUCGCAGGGGCGUCUCAUGUCCCUCCCUUUUUCUUCCCACCUUUAACCCUCAAACACUCAACUCUUCUUCCGCCUCAUUUGUGCUCCUGUCUCUCUACAGUCUCACAGAUUUUUACCCAUAAUCCCACCUGAUCCCACAAUGUGGAGAGAUUUAGUUUAGACCGAUAUGUUACACAUAUCAUUGCUGAUUGAUACAAAACUUACAGAUUAAUCUUCUUUAUGGAUGCCGGGAUGAUGCUUGUUCGAGUAGAUCUGGGUUAGACCAGAUUGGCUUUAAAAACUUUAAAGUUAUCCAUUAAAAAAAAUAAAAAUAAAAAUGGGAUUCUUGUAAAAAACAAAAAACAAACAAAUCUGAGAUGAAGACCAGAGUACUUUUGAGGUUCUUCUUGUCCUUUUCUUCCGCAGUGUUUACAGAGUGACACCUUUGACUCAUGUAAAUCGCCAAUCUUGUGUUUCUAUCAACUGGUUUCUGCUGAAGAUUUUCUCAUGUCUCUCUGCCCAUAUAAUAAGUAUCACCUACAUCUAAAGCACCAUCAGGCAACAAAAAAACUAAACAAAAAGCAUUAAAAAAAGAAGCAGAAAUGAUACUUGUUACAUGGUGAUUUAUCCAUCGAUGUGUUCUUUGUGAGACAUACGAGACAGUUUGAACUUCUGUGUUUGAACCGUCUGGGUCUAUUGUGCUUCCUUUACUGUCAUGUGAACCAAUGUAAAAAGAAACUACAGUAGAUUGCAUGAUUAAAGUAAUUGCACUAUC
Cottoperca gobio is the source of this 1652-nucleotide messenger RNA. It is a transcript of the gene adcyap1a, whose product is annotated as adenylate cyclase activating polypeptide 1a. Bases 272 to 1030 code for a protein of 252 amino acids. Gene Ontology annotation, biological process: neuron projection development; positive regulation of ERK1 and ERK2 cascade; regulation of protein localization. Lineage: Eukaryota; Metazoa; Chordata; Actinopteri; Perciformes; Bovichtidae. The record is from RefSeq and is a predicted model, not a curated record. The transcript is spliced from 6 exons. Gene Ontology annotation, molecular function: peptide hormone receptor binding; neuropeptide hormone activity; pituitary adenylate cyclase activating polypeptide activity. Gene Ontology annotation, cellular component: perikaryon; extracellular region; neuron projection.